GAGCACUGACCCUAGGGCGGGAGCCGGAAGUCACCCGGUCUGACGUCACCUGGAAGCCGGGUUCAGCGACGCCCCGGGGGCUGCCGACUCUGCAGGGACAGGGUGCUCGCGGGAUUGCUGGUAGGAAACUGCUAAAGAAUACUGAGACUUGUGUUCCGGAGCGGCUUUCGUCUCUUUAAGGAAGCUGUGUUCGUCCGGCCCGCCUCUCUUUACCCGGCCUACGUGGGUCCAGAGACUUCCGCCUGACUUCCGCAGGACCGCCUCACCCCGACUUCCCACAAUGCCCCGUGCCGUUUCCUUGGCGACAGAACCAAACAAUGUAGGCCCAAGCUGUUAGGAGCUGGGCGGUGCCACAGCCGGUAGAUUGAGGCUCGCAGGGUAUCCCCGCUGUGAGUCGCGCCUGGCCAGCGACGCCAGGCCUCCACCUGCAGUGGGGAAAGGUAAUUCGCACGGCUUUCCUCAGAUUGUGCGGACUCCCCAGUCGCGGGGAAGGUAGUGGUUUCCAGCCACCUCGGCCGGGGUCCUCACUUCUGGGUCUCCGGCUCUCGUCCUCCUCACGUCCUUGGACAAUGUGUCUGGUGCCCUUGAUGCAUUGACCAAUACUUCUUGGAUAAAUUUGACCAUGGCUACUUGAAUAUCAGGUUUCCAUACAUGAAUAGACCAGUUCAGUCCCUGUUGGAGCAAUGCUGAAAUUCCGAGAGGCUCCUAAGUGUGAGAGUGGAUCAAUAGCCAUUUCCACUUCUCCACGGACCUUGAUUGCAAGAAGAUAUGUGCUUCAGCAGAAACUUGGCAGUGGAAGUUUUGGAACUGUUUAUCUGGUUUCAGAUAAGAAAGCCAGACAAGGAGAGGAAUUAAAGGUACUGAAGGAAAUCUCCAUUGAAGGACUAAAUCCAAAUGAAACUGUCCAGGCCAACUUGGAAGCCCAACUCUUAUCCAAGCUGGACCAUCCAGCCAUUGUCAAGUUCUACGCAAGCUUUGUGGAACAAGAUAGUUUCUGCAUUAUCACAGAGUACUGUGAGGGCGGUGAUCUGGACUAUAAAAUUCAGGAAUAUAAAGAAGCUGGGAAAACCUUUACGGAAAAUCAAAUAAUAGAAUGGUUUAUUCAGCUGUUACUAGGAGUUGACUACAUGCAUGAAAGGAGGAUACUUCAUCGAGACUUGAAGUCAAAGAAUAUAUUUCUGAAAAAUAAUCUACUUAAAAUUGGGGAUUUUGGAGUUUCUCGACUCCUAAUGGGAUCCUGUGACCUGGCCACAACUUUAACUGGAACUCCCCAUUACAUGAGUCCCGAAGCUCUUAAACACCAAGGCUAUGACACAAAAUCGGACAUUUGGUCUUUGGCAUGCAUUUUAUAUGAGAUGUGUUGUAUGAAUCAUGCAUUCACUGGCUCCACUUUCUUGGCCAUUGUUUUAAAUAUCGUCGGAGGGGCUACACCUACACUCCCUGAGAACCAUCCAAGAGAGCUCAACGGUAUCAUGCAAAGCAUGCUGAACAAGAGUCCUUCGUUGAGACCAUCUGCUAUAGAAAUUUUAAAAAUCCCUUACAUUGACGACAAACUGCAGCACCUGAUGCAUAAAUAUUCGGAAAUGACUCUGGAAGACAAGAAUUUGGAUUGUCAGAAGGAAGCUGCUCAUAUAAUUAAUGCCAUGCAGAAAAAGAUCCACCUACAGACUCUCCGAGCACUGUCUGAGGUACAGAAAAUGACUCCGAGAGAGAGGAUGCGGCUGAGAAAGCUCCAGGCAGCGGAUGAGGAAGCGGGGAAGCUGAAAAAGAUUGUGGAAGAAAAGUAUGAAGAAAAUAAUAAGCGGAUGCAAGAACUGAGAUCUCGAAACUUUCAGCAGCAGAGUAUUGAUGUUUUCCAUGACUUAGAUGAACCGGCUUCGGAGAACCUGCCUGAGAAUCAGCCUAUCCCUUCCCUGGAUCUCAGUGAACUUGAGUCAAGCUUAGAGGAUACCACACUUGACCUUGGAUAUCAUGAGAUCCCGGAAGACCCACUUGUGGCUGAAGUGUAUUAUGCUGAUGCGUUUGAUUCCUGUUCUGAAGAUAGUGAGGAGCAGGAAGGAGAAACAGGGUCCUUGGGACCGGAGGUAGAAGCCCAGGACGAGGGAUCCCAGCCUACUUCCAGGACAAAUCACCAGGACAGUGAUAUUGAAGCUUUGGCUGGGUGUUUGGAAAGUGUCCUGGGUUGUACCUCUCUCGAUACGAGGACCGUGACCAGUGUGACUGCAGACAUAUCCCCAGGACCAACCAUUUUCAACAGUGUGAUGGCCAGGACCAAGAUGAAGCAUAUGAGGGAAUUAGCCAUGCAGAAGCUGGGAGAAGAAGUAUUUGAAGAAGUCUAUAAUUACCUCAAGAGAGCAAGGCAUCAGAAUGCCAGUGAAACAGAGAUCCGAGAGUGUCUCGAAAAAGUGGUACCUCGAGCCAGUGACUGCUUUGAAGUUGACCAGCUUCUCUACUUUGAGAAGCAGUUACUCAUCGCAAGAGGAAAGGAACGCCCUGUCCAGAACCCUCACUAAACAAUUGUCAGAAGCAAGCAGGUCAAGUAGAAAAAUUUCAGUGGAAAUCCACGAAACAUAUAAGCUGAUUUUUAUGAUGGAAAAAGGGGUACAUAACUGUAACUGCUGUCUUUAUCUUCAGUUCUUUGCCAGAAGUAAUGACUGCUUGGGAGAGCAACACAUGUGGUGGCCUAUCCUUGGAGUCAUUGAUCAUUAAGUGUUGUUUAAUUUAUACUCUGCGAUAACCUUAUGGAUCAGAUUUGGAAUCCAGAUAGGAUUCCCAUCACAGGUGCCCUCAGUGUUUCCAGUGAGGUUGAAUCACCCUGUUGGUGGCCUCAGAGAAAGGAACCAGAUACCCUUUAUUAUUUCUAGCUGGAUAACAGAGUUUAGUGCCAGCCACCGGAAGUCUGUGGGAACUGUAAUCAGCUUGCUUGUGAAGAUCACUGGACUCUGGCCUCCAACAAGCUGGGCAGGCAGACAGUCCAGUAUGCCUGUCUUGGGUAAGCUGUUUUUGGUGCACUUUUUAAAUUUUCAUAACUGACAAGUGAGAAGUACUUAAAUAUAAGAACCUAGAUUAAAAUUUCCAAAGUUAUUCCUUUCUAUAACUUAUCCCCCAGAAUCAUUCAUGAGUCAUUGAAGAGUUUUAUGCAUAAUAAAUAUAUAUUUUAUUGCUACAAAAUAAAUCAUCUAUUUUCUCUGCCCAUUGUGUGAAAAUAUAUUGUAAGUGUAACAUAUUCAUGUAAUGGUAAUUGUUACUCAAGAAGAGAGGAAAGGGAGUGUGUCAUUAAGGAGAAACUGAAUUCACCCCAGGAAAGAUACCCUGGAGGCCCCCAAGCCCUUUUAUGACCAACCAGACUUCACGUAAGUCUGGAAGAGGAUGAACACUCAUAGAUUCCAAGUUAAUGAAAGUUUUGUGUUUUCCUGGUAAUGGUAUUUGUAACAUUAGAACAGAAGAAUGCUCGAGUGAGUUGCUGCAUCUGAAGAGGAAACUGGUAGAUUUUCGGAAUCUCUACUGUCUUUCAAAACAGAUUAACAUCUCCAGGGAACAGUGCCCUGCACCUUAGAACAUGUUUCUAAGAAGUCAGGUGAAGAUGGAAAAUAUCUUAUCCCUGGGGAUUCUUGCUCUAUACCACACCAGGCUUAUAAGAAAAAGGAGGUGGAAAGUACUAUUUUAUAUCAUGGUUUCAUGCCUUUUAAGAGAAGCUCAUUCAAGUUUACCUUUCCUGUGGUUCACUGGGGUGGUGAUGGGGAGCAAGAUUUAACAGAAUUUAUAGAAAAUAUCCCUAUAUCACUACCUUUAGGGAAAUUCUUUCUCCUAUACAUACUCUUAAUUUUAGGCCACUUCAGAGUAGGAAUUAAUAACGAUCCAAAAUGCAAGAAGGCAAGAAAAUUAGGUCAAGGCUAAAACUGUAGCAGCUGUGAGAGAAUAAAGGGACUCUGCUAUUUUCCUAGGAAAAAAAAAGGAAAUAUAUAUAUAUAUAUAUAUAUAUAUAUAUAUAUAUAUAUAUGAGUGCCAGUUAACCUUUCUGCUUUCUAUUUAUGCAAAAGAAAUGCCACCAGCUAUUUUGGGUGAUGUAGAGAUAAAAUGCACAAAGGAGAGUAAAGGAAGUUAAUUAUUUAAAUGUCUUCAGGGUGAAGCUGGUGCAGAAGCUGUAGGUCUGUUAUAAAAGAGUUGAGCCAUCACAGCAGGCUCAAGAUAAAGGAGGCUGUCGAAGUAUAGCUCAAUGGAGGGGGGACACCAUGGUCCUUUUUUAAAAUGAUGAGAUUACUAACUAGUGUGUCAGAAAGAAGUGGCCACCAAGAAAAUAAAGGAGCAGAAGUUAAGCAGAGAGAAAUGAAUGGAGAGGGAAGAGAAGGAGGAAAAGAAAGGGGGAAAUUGGAGUGGACACAAAGUAAAAAAUGUUUUAAAAUCCUUCUACCAUAGCCUGUGCAAGGGGAAAAAAACCCUGAGCAAUACUAGAUGACUUGGAUUCAAGACCUACGCUUGCCAGUUACUGUGUGAUAUGAAUACAGAUCAUAUAAUUAUCUUGUGAAACUGACACUGUGGUAGCCUAAUGUGUGUAAGUACUCUACAUGCUGUAAAAUACUCUCAAUCUUAGAGGAGGUACUGUUGCAGGCAACUGAAUUAGAUGGAAAUAUUACAGGCAGACAGGUCUAUGUCCCCAGAGGAGCCAGUGCAGAAGCCCAGAUACCUUGCAACUGUUGGAGAGACAGACACCUCCUGCUGUGGGCCAGGCCUCAAGACAAAGGAUCAAACAAAUGCACCCAUACCCUAAGGACUGAUAUUCUAAAUAGGUCUCUGUCACCCUGAGAAAGCCAGAAGCCACUAUCCCAACCCUCUAGGGAAGAGUUACUGCUUCUUAAGAGUGCCCACUUUCUACAUGACUCGCUUUCCUAUGUGUACCUGAUUUAAUCAAUUUUACUGGAGCAAUUAAUCUUACUGGUUAACCACAGUUCUGUCCCACCUUUUGCCCACCUUGUGAGUUCCCAGGUUUUCUUCAGGGUGAAGAAACCUCAUGAUUUUACUCUGUAAAAGUCCCUACCUUCUUGGGACUUCUGUCUCCCUCAGACAGAAAUCUGUUUCUCUCAAUAAAUACAUUCUACACUUAA
This is a messenger RNA of Cavia porcellus (domestic guinea pig), 5102 nucleotides long. RefSeq names its product NIMA related kinase 11 (gene Nek11). Gene Ontology annotation, biological process: protein phosphorylation. Gene Ontology annotation, molecular function: ATP binding; protein kinase activity. The transcript is spliced from 16 exons. NCBI's taxonomy places the organism in Eukaryota, Metazoa, Chordata, Mammalia, Rodentia, Caviidae. The coding region runs from base 684 to 2513 and encodes 609 amino acids. The record is from RefSeq and is a predicted model, not a curated record.